Polistes dominula (European paper wasp) is the source of this 3210-nucleotide messenger RNA. RefSeq lists its product as uncharacterized. NCBI's taxonomy places the organism in Eukaryota, Metazoa, Arthropoda, Insecta, Hymenoptera, Vespidae. The record is from RefSeq and is a predicted model, not a curated record.
UGAAAAAUAACGAGUCGAUCGCGUAAAAAAAAAAUUGUUAACUGCGUGUCGAAGAGAUAAUAUAAGAGAAAGGGAUAUCUCAGUUCGUUUUUAAUCGGAGAGACAUUAAAGCGCAACCAACAUCGUUCCCGCAUCGGUUACGUGAAAAUUUGCUUCCCAUAUUGUCGCUUAAUUUACGAAACACCGAAUGAGAAAUGUUUCCACGAUGAAAGGGGCUCUGUGGAAAGUGAAAUAUCAUUAUCAAUGGUAGAAUCGUAGGAUUAAAUACAAGUUACGAUAGUUUUCAAAUUUGUGCGGAAAAGUAUCUAUGAUUCCGUACAUCUUGAUUGGCUUUUAAAAUUGGAGAAUAUAGGCUUCGAUCUCGAGGCGGGAAAGAAAAAAGGGAGAAAUUAAAAUUUUGAAUGAGAGUAAAAAGGAAGAUAACGAAAAGAUACACACGAUUUAUGUUAGAACACGUGUAAAUAUGCUAAAUCGGUACUGCUGACUGUCGCGAGGAACGAGGAUACACGGUCGAUCUGAAAAUACGCAUUGCCGGGGUGCUUGUGAAAAGGAAAGAGAAAUACUUACGGAGAUCACGGUGAAAAACCACGAAGGUGGAGGAGGAAGAGGAAGAGGAAGAGGAAGCAGAAGAAGAAGAAGAGAAAGAGAAAAAUUCGUUCGCAGGAUGUAACAGAUUUGCUAAAACAACGUUUUAACAAUAAAAUUAAAAUUAAAUGCAAUUACUGUCGACAUUUGAAGAAUUAAUUAACGAAGGAACACACGUGAUUUUAUCAACGAAAAAGCAGCAAUGCGGUUACAUUUAAUAAGGGUGUUUAUUAUUCUACGAUAGUUAUUGACAGCCGAGUUGCCAAGAUGCGAAGCGAGGUUAGCGAAUGGUUGGCAACGUGCGUUGGUUCGCCGAUAUGUAUCCUCUUGCUUUCUUGGUCUUUACUAAUCUAUCAAAAUCAACCAUCCUCGACGAAGAGAAGAAUAGACGUACUAACGGUGGCAAUUAUUGCGGAGAGUCUCGUACAUCAACUUGGAUUACUAUUUUAUGCUAUCCUUACUUUAAUUCGACCAGCAAAUCAUUUUGGAGAAUUAUGUUCAACUUUAGUUUGGAUCCUAAACUCAUCGAGCAUACUACAAGAAUUAACCUUGACGUCUAUCGCAAUUUUCGCAGCAAUAGGGAGCAAAGAUGAGCGGUUUAAUUUAACAAAAAAUCAUUUGAAGUAUCAUUUGGUCAGUUUAAGCGUAAUAAGCGCUUGCAUUGGUAUAACAGGCGUUCUCAACUUUGAACCAGAUAUAUGUGUAUUUCUACCGCAAGAAGUAUCCAUGAAAUAUGGAAUAUUCGUCAAUUCUCUAAGAUGUUUGCUAUUACUUGCUUCGCUCAUUGGUUUAUUGAUAGCAAUAUUUAAAAGUUUAUGUCGUACCCCAAAAGCAGAAUUAUUAAAAUCUGUUUCGGAUUUGUCCGAGACCAGUUCGAAAAAUUCGUCAGGUGCUUUCGAAUGUCAUCCUCAUCAAUGGGAUCCAUCGAGCGGUUCGUGCACCAGUGGUUCAACCAAUAGCAGAGCUUGUCUACGUAAGAAAAAAAUUCACGUUGAUGAAAGUGGCGAAAGAUCGACAGUUUACAGCAUUCUAUUCGUUUGUUACAUCUUCGAGCAUCUUCCAGUAUUGAUAUUUUCCAUCAAGCCGAGUCUACUGAGAAACUUUUGUACACCGCAAAAUUUGGCAAUGUGGUUGCCACUCGUUAAGGAUACACUUUUACCUGUUUUCUUGGCGAUCUUCGAUAAAAUGUUCUGUCGUUACGUUGCCAAAGUUUACACGAAACAAGAUCAUGCGAGAAGACUCUCACACGGUGGUGUUGACGGAAAGUUUCGACACUUUGAACACGACGCGGAAUACAAAUUACAAUUGAACCUAAAUCACGGUUUGAAAUUUCCCUUGACAAACGGAAGUCUUUAUGGGAGAUUGCACAAUCAUCAAAAUAGAGGAAAAACGGGAACGAUAACAAUGGGCGUACAACAUUAUCCAAGAUCGCAAUCCGUCAACGAGGACAGCAACUAUGCUUCGCUUCCUGCAGAAUUAUCAUCAUUCACUAGUUCGACCUUCGAACCACGUCAAGAAAUUCGACUUAACGAAUCACCGAAGAAAAAUACAAUGGACGAUCGUACCGAUCGAUCAUGCAGAGUUAAUGAUAAUUUUAACGAAUUAGCUGGAAAUCGUAGAAAAAUCGGUAGUACAGACGUUUUCGGUCAAAAUAUGGAAAAUUUGGUACAAUUAGAUGAUUCCAAUUCUAAAAGAAAAUUUGCCAAAAGUUUAGAAGAGAUAUGCGAAGAACCGCAACAACGAAGACACGUUAGAAGUGUUUUGGGAUUGGAUAGUUUGGUAAUCACUUUGGAUAACGGUAUGAGAGAACAACAGCAACAACAGCAAUUAGCGAGAAAUGCUCUUAAAAGGAAUCAGAGUUUCGAUCAUGCGAGGUAUCAUCGACCCAUUCUCGAUACAAGAACUUACGAUUUAAAGAAAGAUGAGCACAGAAGGGAACAACAAAGUAUUCAUCAGAGACAAAAUAGUCAAGAACUUGGAGAUGGUUACGAGACGUCCGAUGACGAAAGCUGCGAUUUAGAGAACGGAGACUUCGACACUAUGAGUUCCUGUAGGAGCAGGAGUAGGAGUUGUUGCUCCGUUACAACGGUUGCUAACGACGACUUUGAGUACUUUCAACGUAAGGGGACCAAGGUGGAGCUGUUGCCCUCGAAGCGAAGCAACGAGGUAAAGGUCAGCAUGCGAUCUUUCACGCCGAGGAUCAUAGAGAACGAUACCAUCGAUCGGGAAGAUAGAAGAAUCAAUAAAACUAUCAUCAACACCAAGCCGAGUAUACAAUCGUAUCAUUUAAAGAAAAGAAUUGGACCAGGAUUUUCUAUGAACGAUCUCGAUAAAUUAACCACCAUCGAAAAAAAGUUUCCAAAUUUGUCAAUGGAAAGUUUGAAAAGUAUCCUAAAAAAUUCCGAUGUUAGUUAUUUGGACAAUGGUGAUAUCUGCAGGCAUGAUAUCGGGGGCUCGGCACCGGAUUUUAAAAAGAUCUUUGUUACAGAAUUUAUCUGAACGUAUAUAAUCAUUUCUAAAGUAUCUUUUCUUCUCAUCUAUGUCCAUGUCACAUACUCAUUUGAUUUCUUUUUUUUUUAAUUUAUAUCCAAUUGAAAUAAUAUCUUAUAAGAUUUUUCCAAUGCC